AUGGCGAUGAGGAGAUUCUACAGCGAGAUAAAGGGGAAGAAGGUGAGCGAGGUUCCGGAGCACGUGAAACCGAUGCUGUCGUUAGAUUACAUCAAGAGAGCAAUUAAGCGUGGCAUGGACAACUACCACGCCAAGUACAUCGAGACCAGCUCCCCCGAUCCCAUCUUCCAUGUCUGCUACGGCGGCAUGAUCUUCUCCUACCUCGUCGCUCUGCCCCACGAGCGCCGCCACCUCGAGCACGCUCAGCAGCACGCCCAGCAGCACCACUGA
Molecule: messenger RNA, 270 nt
Organism: Sphenostylis stenocarpa
Lineage: Eukaryota; Viridiplantae; Streptophyta; Magnoliopsida; Fabales; Fabaceae
Source: the annotation of a GenBank genome assembly